This is a messenger RNA of Tripterygium wilfordii, 1850 nucleotides long. RefSeq names its product expansin-A11-like. The transcript is spliced from 3 exons. NCBI's taxonomy places the organism in Eukaryota, Viridiplantae, Streptophyta, Magnoliopsida, Celastrales, Celastraceae. The record is from RefSeq and is a predicted model, not a curated record. The coding region runs from base 475 to 1236 and encodes 253 amino acids. Gene Ontology annotation, biological process: plant-type cell wall organization. Gene Ontology annotation, cellular component: extracellular region.
UAAUCAUCAUCAUCUGCUGUCAAAUGAGUCAAGGAAAUACCAUGUGAGAGUUGCAUCAUAUGAUAUAUAUACAUAACCCUAAAUAUUCUAUCACAACUCACAAGACCCAUUUGGAGCUGUCGAUUUGAUCUGCAAAUACCAACAAAACCAGCCAAACCAAUUCAUGAAGAAACCCCCCAAAAAAGAACAAUGUGGGAUCAUGGUUUUUGAAGUAUUCACAGCUCUCUCUCUCUCUCUCUCCAUGUGGGUUUGAGGAUAAUUGAAUGAGGGUUCAGAAUCAACGCAGGGACAAAUUCUGAAUUUCAAUCUCAUUUUCAGACUUCACAUGUGAGGUUGGUUUUCUGCAUUAAGAGCACUUGGUCCCUUAUUUAUAGUUGGCAGCUCUACUACUUUGCAAUCCCAAUAAAUGUAAAAAUACAUAUCUUCUUCAAUUCCUCAAUCCUCUUCUUCCAUCUCCUUCAUUGUUCACAAAAAAUGCCAAAACUCAUUCUUGCAAUAUUAUUGAAUCUCUUCCUUCUUGCUAUCAAAGCCAAUGCCUUUGCUCCAUCUGGGUGGACUAAAGCUCAUGCUACAUUCUAUGGAGGCAGUGAUGCUUCAGGAACCAUGGGUGGAGCUUGUGGCUAUGGAAACUUGUAUGCAACUGGUUAUGGAACGAGUACUGCUGCUCUAAGCACUGCAUUGUUCAAUGAUGGAGCUUCAUGUGGAGAGUGUUAUAGGAUCAUGUGUGAUUCUAAUGCAGACUCUAGAUGGUGUAUUAAAGGAGCAUCUGUGACAAUCACUGCAACAAACUUUUGCCCUCCUAAUUUUGCUCUGCCCAACAACAAUGGAGGUUGGUGCAACCCUCCUCUUCAACACUUUGACAUGGCUCAGCCUGCUUGGCAAAAGAUUGGUAUUUACCGAGGCGGGAUCGUCCCAGUUUUGUUCCAAAGGGUUCCUUGCAAAAAGCCCGGAGGAGUAAGAUUCAGCGUCAAUGGGAGGGACUAUUUUGAGCUUGUGUUGAUAAGCAAUGUUGGUGGGGGUGGAUCAAUUCAGUCUGUGUACAUCAAAGGCUCCAGAACUAAUUGGAUGGCAAUGUCAAGGAAUUGGGGAGCUAAUUGGCAAUCCAAUGCCUAUCUUAAUGGCCAGUCUUUGUCUUUCAAGGUCACAACCACCGAUGGUGUCACUCGUGUGUUCACAGAUAUUGCCCCAUCAAAUUGGCAUUUUGGACAAACAUUCUCCAGUUCAUUACAAUUUUAACUCUUAAAUCGAUUUUAGGGUUUAGGGAUUUGAGUCGAGGCAUGCUUAUAGUUUUACUUAUAGCAGCCCGCUAACGUCAGAUUAAGAUUUGCUUUGCUUCCCAUUUGGAAGCUAUAAUUGACAUUACUAUUAUGUCAACCACUUGGGUGAUAGUUUAUUGAUAAAUUUCUCCUGAGUUAGACUGUAUAGACUCCGAAUGAAUGUCGUAUGUUCAAUUCCCACCAGGGAAAAAAAUAAGUUACUCUUAUGUGGAGUAAGAAUUUACUAUAUUUGUGUCAAAACUAAACCACAAAAUCGAAAUCAUAACCAACAUUUGUCUAUAUAUCAUAUCCUUGCUAGAGGCCAUGUUUGGCCCUUCAGUUGCAGAAUUUUAGAGCAUAAAUUGUAUGUGUGAAUAUGGUGUUGAUUAGGGAUUUUUAGAAACAUAGGUACAGACUACUACAGAGAAUGUCUUGUUCAUUUAUUUUCUGUUCUGUUCAUGAUUUUUUUUGGUGAUUGUAAUGAUUAUUGAUUAAAUUUUCAUAUUAAUGGCAUUAAUCUCGAACAUGAAAAUGUACAUAGCUACAUGAACUAUUUAAAGUUAGUUGUAAAGUUAGUGGUGCAAGAACUUAGAA